AGAGGCGUGUUUGUUCAAAGUCGGUUCUCUCCUAUCAGCAGGGACACUGAUCUCUAGCAGAGAUUCACCAUGGCCUCCGCACUGACUGGCACGCCUUUCAUUUCUUGUUUACUGUUUUUAUCAUUACUAUUUUCUGCUGUUUUUUGCGAUGCCGAUGCAGAAGAUGAUGAACAUGCCAGGCACACAUAUACUGUAGAAAUGUUCAACGAGGCGGUCCCCACUGCACCCCACUUUGUCAUGUUUUACGCACCAUGGUGUGGCCACUGCCAGAGACUGCAGCCUGCAUGGAACGAACUGGCCGACAAAUACAACGGCAUGGAUGAUCCACCUGUAUACGUGGUGAAAGUAGACUGCGUCCAGAACACCAAGUUCUGUUCCAGCGAGCACGGCGUUAGGGGAUAUCCCACACUGAAGCUGUUUAAGCCCGAUCAGGAACCAGUGAAGUACCAGGGAUCCAGAGAUCUGCAGUCUUUGGAGACGUGGAUGCUGAAGACUCUUCAAGAGGAACCUUCAGAACCAGAGAGCGAACAAGAACCUCCUAAAGCUCCUGAGCCCAAACAGGGCAUGUAUGAGCUCACCGCUUCAAACUUUAAGGAACACAUAUCCAAAGGUUCCCAUUUCAUUAAGUUCUUUGCACCCUGGUGCGGCCACUGUAAAGCCAUGGCUCCGACCUGGGAGCAGCUGGCCUCCACCUUUGAGCACACUGAAGACGUCAAGAUAGGAAAGGUGGACUGCACACAGCACUACGAGGUGUGCUCUGAGAACGGUGUCAGAGGAUACCCAACACUACUGUUCUUCCACAAUGGACAAAAGACGGAACAAUACAAAGGGAAGAGAGACUUGGACUCUUUCAAAGACUUUGUGGACAACCAGCUGAAAGCUGCACUCACUCCAGAGCAAAAAGAGGAACCAGCCGAUGAGCAAAAAGCUAAUGAGAUUCUCACUGAGGAGCCUGCAGAGGAGGUGAAGUCCGAUGUGUUGGUGCUGACUGAGAGCAACUUUGAAGAGACUGUGGCAAUGGGCUUCACCUUUGUCAAAUUCUACGCUCCAUGGUGUGGCCACUGCAAGCAUCUCGCUCCGACUUGGGAUGAUCUCUCCAAGAAGGAUUUUCCUGGCCUCACCGACGUGAAGAUUGCCAAAGUGGACUGCACCGUGGAGCGCACGCUGUGCAACAAGUAUUCUGUCCGAGGGUACCCCACGUUGAUCAUCUUCAAAGCCGGGGAGCAGGGUGACGAGCAUCACGGAGGCCGGGACCUGGAGAGUCUGCACAGCUUCGUGAUGAGGCAGGCGAGAGACGAGCUGUAGGAACAGACGCGGCUCCUUUACCUGGACUCUCCUCCCGUGUGGUGACCAGGAGGACAUCACCCCCGCUCUACAGUUUUAUUUCCUUCAAGAAGGAGUUAAACCAGCACCAGAGGGAUUUUAACAUCUGGGUCUCUCUUUGUAGACAGAAAAAUUAGAAUGUAUUUUCUAUAAAUCUCCCAAGUUUAAAAUCUUGUAAGGAUGCUGGUUGGGGCUGUAGAUGAAGUGUGAUUCCCUCUAAAACUACAGCUCUACCAACAUGUUCAUUAAAAACAUGUUUGUUUGUUUGUUUUUCAGUAUGUUUCACUUGUAAGCCAUUAUUGUUGCAGCACUUGAGUCAAAAUAUUGAUAUCCCACAGAUGAGGUUGAGGGUUAUUUAUCUACUGAUGGCCUAUCUGACUUAACUCCUCAGGGAAACAACCAACAGGACCAGAACAUGUAAUUAUCUGACCCAUGAAUGAAGACCAGAUUCUUUUCAUGAAGCGAUCAGUCACCUUCAUCUAUCAGCCUUUUAUUUUUAUACACAUUUGGUAUCUUAAGUCAUGCACCAGUUAUUUUUGUUAGGCUUAGGUGGAUAAAGGAUAUAAAGUUAAGAGGAUAAGAAAAGCCUGCUUAGGGUAAUUCUUGUCUUUAUAACUUGAUUGUUUUGUAUUUUUUAGGUCUAAUCCAUAGAUUAUUUUCCUGCUAGCAGUUUGAAAUAAAAAAAA
Molecule: messenger RNA, 2009 nt
Organism: Cyprinodon variegatus (sheepshead minnow)
Lineage: Eukaryota; Metazoa; Chordata; Actinopteri; Cyprinodontiformes; Cyprinodontidae
Gene: txndc5
Product: thioredoxin domain containing 5 (endoplasmic reticulum)
Exons: 10
Coding region: 70-1305 (411 amino acids)
Biological process (GO): protein folding
Cellular component (GO): endoplasmic reticulum
Molecular function (GO): protein disulfide isomerase activity
Source: RefSeq, a predicted model, not a curated record